GGAGGUGCGCACUGCGCAUUGCAAGUAAACAAAACAGCGUUGAGACGUCAACUGAGCCCGAAGUGGAAUACAAAACGAAACUUUAAAAAUGUCACUGGUGCCGUAUUGGUUGAGACAUCUGAGGAAUCUAGCCUACAGGGAUCCCAUCGCCAGAGUCUUCGAAGAUCCCUUCGCAGUUUUCGCGAGAGAUCCCUUUUUCCGCGACCCUGUGAAAUACAUAAGGCAAGUGACAGCGCCGUUGGAGUCCGAUCAUGGAAUCGAAGGAAUUUAUUUCGAUUCUGAGGUGAAAGUAGACGGGAAAAAGGUCGAAGUGCAUUUGGAUGUACAGAAUUUUACCCCAGAUCAGAUUCAAGUGAAGACCGUUGGCAAUGAAAUCAUGGUGGAGGGGAAAAAGGAGAUUAAACGCGAAGACGGCUGGACCAGGAGCAACUUCGAGAGGCGGUUCCUGCUCCCCGAAGGUUUUCCCCCGGAACGAGUGGAGUGUCAUUUCGACAAGGGUAAAUUGAAGUUGGUAGCGUUCAGAGCGGAACCAGUUACGGAGAGGACCAUUCCUGUACAGGACAAGUCAUCGUCCAGCGGGGAGAAGUCAUAAAGUUAAAUAACAUGAUGUAAUACUCGGUUAUUAAUAUGUUAUUAUCAUUUAAUUAGACUGAUUAAUUUGUAAUUUCUAGGAUUCAUAAUAAACAUUUACCCUGUUAUUCAUAAAAACUGAAACGUCUUAUAAACAUAGCUUUCGAAAUGUUCUGUCAAUCUCUUUCAAAUUGAGAAUUUAACGCACAAGAAAAGGACAAAAGAGUUCAAUAAAUUAAAUAGGUAAAUGAAUUGAAGUUUUUAUGAAUAAGGGGAUACGAUAAAAAAGAA
Galleria mellonella (greater wax moth) is the source of this 861-nucleotide messenger RNA. Its product is annotated as heat shock protein Hsp-12.2-like. Gene Ontology annotation, molecular function: protein folding chaperone. The transcript has a single exon. Gene Ontology annotation, biological process: response to heat; protein refolding. The coding region runs from base 89 to 592 and encodes 167 amino acids. NCBI's taxonomy places the organism in Eukaryota, Metazoa, Arthropoda, Insecta, Lepidoptera, Pyralidae. The record is from RefSeq and is a predicted model, not a curated record.